GUCCUCCGUUACUCUGCUUCAGUGGACCAAACUAGUCCCUCCUGAUCAUAACUCCGAGUUUUAAUUUUUUUUACAAAACGAAGGCGCAACAGCAAAAACGAAAUUUCUAAUUGGACUCUGUAGUUUUAAGACUGUUUGAAGUGAGUUUGCCCCUCGUAGGGCGAUGGAAAGGGGGUCUAUACCCAUACACCUUGGACUGUUACUAUGGAUUCUGACUCUGACCCCGGCUGUUCUCACCCAGAGCAAUAGUCAUGUCUGCAACAACACACGGACGGUGUACGAACGAGAAACUGCCAAGUGUAAUAAAUUCAUAGACUACAUAAUCAAUGGAUUCAGUCUAAAUAAGACAAUGUCCUUCCCAGGGAAAACAUCACAGGAAAUCAACGUCAUCCUCAGCAAUCCUGGGCCUGACAUCGACUGCUAUUUUUACAAGAAGAAGGAUGAGAAGUAUCAGACAUGUUGUACCGGGUGGAUCAGUUCCAUAGAGGGGAGUCUGUUGUGCGACAUUCCACAAUGUACCCCGGCUUGCCAGAACGGUGGCAACUGUACGGAACCUCCGAACGUCUGCUCAUGCCCAGCAGAAUAUACCGGGUUCAGGUGUGAGGACAAGAUAUCAGCUGCAUCCUCCACCCACAAGUUUUGUUAUACUGACCACUUCUGCUCCUACUCCAAGAUCGAAAAGUACUACUCACAAGUCGUGACGGAAGCAGAUUGCUGCACCAAUGGAGGAAAAGGAUGGGGUGUCGGUCAGGGCACGUGUACUGCAUGCGCAAACGCAAAUGGCACAGUUCCAGACACCUCGGUGAUAGUGCAGACUAAUGAACUACCAUUCAAGACUUGUUUGAACUUUGGGCCCAGCUAUUACAGGACCUUUGACGGUUUGGAGUACGAGUUUGGAGGAAUGUGUACAUACACGAUUCUUAAAGACACAGACAAAGGCUGGAAGGUCGAACUCACGCCAAAGGACUGCGCAAAAGUCGGCGAUUGUACGAAGAAAGUCACGAUGUUCCUGGGGAGCGGAGAAACUAUCACGGUUGAGGGAGGAAGUGUCAAGGUCAACGAUGCGGAAUUCCUCCUGUCGGGCGAGACCCCCAAGUCUACCCCUGAAAACACUUACAAUGUGCGCAACAUGAGCGGAUGGAUAUUUGUGGAUUCUGCUAAAGGCGUCAGUCUGAAAGUGGAUAGUAAGUCUACAGUGGAGGUUACUGUGUACAGCGACAAAGUUCAGGGCGACAUCAAGUUCCAGGGUUUAUGUGGAAACAUGAAUCGUGACCCCAGUGACGAGUUUAAGACGUCCUCAGGCUCCAUGUCAAGCAGCGCUGUGUAUUUCGCCAACUCCUGGCAGGUGGUCAACUCAGUGGACGGGUGCAGUCCUGCUGGUUAUAUGCCAAACUACUGCCGGACACCGGAAGAAGAAAAGUCAGCAGCUGACGCAUGCGCCCUCAUAAACACGUUGCUUCAUCCCUGUCAUACAGCAAUUAACCCAAAAAUGUACUACACGAUGUGUAAAAAUAUGCACUGCAAAGCCACAUCCGACGAGGAGAGAAACCAAGUACGAUGUGAAUAUGCCAACUCUUACUCUCAGGAGUGUGCCGCUAUCAACAUCGUCAUGAAGUGGAGGUCCAAGUACUUAUGUCCUCGGACCUGCCCCGCCCCUCUGGAAUAUUCAGAGUGCACGUCCUCCUGCCCUCGCACCUGCAAGACGCUGUACCUGGUGGAGCCUGACGAGUGCAAGAUGUGCAUCAGUGGAUGUCAGUGCCCCCCAGGGACCUUCCUACAAAACGGCCAGUGUGUCAAACCAGAGGCAUGCGUGUGUGAAUUCAACAAGAAGCAGUAUAAACAUGGAGACACUAUCAAACAGAGAUGUAAUCUCUGUACCUGUGACAGAGGCAAAUGGACGUGUGAGGAAGAUCGGUGUUCAUCCAGCUGUGAAGUCGUGGGAUUGAAUCACAUGACUACGUUUGAUGGGAAUCGCUUCAGUUUCGCACCUGACUCGUGCUACUACACCUUAGUGGAGCCGGACUCUCUCAUUGCACAAGAUAAUGAACGAGCGAAUAUGACAAUCAAAGUGAAAAUGGACAAGUGUGCAGACUUUCAGGACGUGAACUGUUUAAGUGGCGUCACACUGACGUAUCAGAACGCCAUUGUCAAGAUGGAGAAGGACAAACUCUACAUCAAUCACGUGGACUACAGCGACACCAUUCAAAAGACGCCAUACUCCUUUGGAGGAAUCUACGUGAAAGACGUCACCAAUAUGUUUAGAGUUGUCAAAGCAUUUGGCGUCAAGAUUCUGUACGACAAGAAAAGAACACUGUACAUAGAUCUUAAACCAUUUUAUGCAAACAAGGUAAGGGGUAUGUGUGGACAAUUUAAUUACGACAUCACCGACGACUUCAAAGUCCCUAAUGGCGGCGAGCAGGCGGCCAUCCAGAACUUUGCAAAUGCCUAUGGAGAUUCGACCUGUCAGACGUCAGUUUACAGCUACAACCUAGAGAUGGAGGAGAAGCAUGAAGCCUGUUACCCUCUGAUGAAUACUUCUCGUGGAGCAUUGUUUUCCGAAUGUAUCCAGAAACAGGAGGAUCUGUCAAAGUACUAUUACACGUACUGUAACUAUGACAUGAAGAAACGAAGCACGCAAACCAACAUGGAGGCACUGUGUGACAUCGUGUCUGCCUUCUCUCGCCAUUGCACAUUUAGCGGGUUAUUUGUACCGUGGUAUAAUAACAGCGCCUUUAUAAACCGAUGUGAGAAUUACCUGAGCUGUACCCAGCAUGGUUCCGGUGCCGGAUCAGUCUACACAGACUGCGCGAGAAUCUGCCACGGAACAUGUCGAGACCAGCAGCUAGCGGAUAAAAACUGCGAGGAGGAGUGUGUGCCCGGAUGUAUGUGUCCCAGUGGUCAGGUGCAGGACGAUUAUGGUACCUGUGUCAACAUUGAACAAUGUACCUGUUAUGAUCAAUACUCUCCAAAAGAAAACAGAAUAAAGAAAGCCGGUGACGUGGUAUCGAGAAGGUGUACUGACUGUACUUGUACAAACGGUACAUUUGCUUGUGGAAAAGAGAGCUGCGAGGAGGAAAUAGUCUGUCCAAAGAACCAAGUGUACCAGAAGGGCGUGUCCGCUUGUCGUAAGACGUGCGAGAUGUACGGUCGAGAGAUGAUUUGUGAUAAUGACGUCCUGAUGGAUGGCUGUAUAUGUGAUGGCAAAAACAACCAAACUGCUUACAUGGCACCAGAUGGUACCUGUGUGUCUGCAGACCAAUGUCCCUGUCUAUUCGGUACUAAGUGGUACAAACCCGGAGAAAGCGUUACAUACGGAUGUAAAGUUUUUCGAUGUGAGAACCAGAAUUGGAGAAAAAUUGAAGACAAAAAUUGUCCAGCUGUCUGCCGAGCCUCAGGAGACCCCCACUACACCACGUUUGACGGAGUUGGAUAUUCCUUCCAAGGAGUCUGUUCCUAUAUUCUCUCCAGAGCAAAGGACAGAAGUUUCCAGAUCAUCACAGAAAACGUCAAGUGUGGAAGUACGGACGUGUCCUGUACUAAAUCCAUCCAGAUCUCCAUCAAAGGUCAAGAAAUCAACCUUGUCCGAGGAAAGGAUGACGUAAACAGCACAGCAGACAAUACGUAUAAACUCAAUGACAUCGUCAUUACUAAACAGAGUUUCUGGACGUCCAUUCACGCCCCUAACGAUAACAUCACUAUCUUAUGGGACAGUGGUACCCGUGUGUAUGUGUUCUUGAAGCCGAUUUGGCAAGGUAGAGUUGAAGGUCUCUGUGGUAACUACGACGGCGACUCCGUCAAUGAGUACAAGAAGGUAGAUGGAAGUGAAGGCACAGCCUUAGACUUCGCCAACAGCUGGGCAGCCUCUACCAGUUGUCCUACAACCUCUGUUGGAUCUUCGUCUGAAAUCAUUCCUUGUUCGGGAGAGCUGUCACAUAGAAAACAGUGGGCGGAAGAAUCUUGUGGUAUAAUCUACAGCGACAUCUUCAAGUCCUGCCGGGAAUUCCUCACCGACACAGUGGUUACCAGAUAUCAUGAAAACUGCUUGUUUGAUGCCUGCAGAUGUGACAGUGGUGGUGAUUGUGAAUGUUUCUGUACGGCUGUUGCUGACUUUGCUGAGCGCUGUAACCAAGCCGGAUAUCCCGUCAAAUGGAGGAGUCAGAAAGUUUGUCCUAUCAUGUGCGAGAAUGGAUUCCGUUAUACACCCUGCGCUUCCCCUUGCCCUCAGACUUGCAGAAAUAUCGGCGAUGAACCGGAACCUUACUGUAACGACACACAGUGUGUGGAGGGCUGCUUCUGUCCCGAGGGAUACGUCCAGAAAGACAUAAGAUGUGUUUUGGCCGAAGAUUGUCCUUGCUUCUACAAUGGUCAGGAGUGGCCGAAGGGUGCAGUCAUCACCAAGGACUGUCUUAACUGUACUUGUAUUAAUGGUAAAUUCCAUUGCGCUGGAGAGAACUGUACGUUGUGUAAGGAUAACGAAUUUACUUGUAAUCGGACUGGGGACUGUAUCAAAGGCGAAUACCGCUGUGAUUCUCAUGUGGACUGUCGUGACGGAAGUGACGAAGAAAAUUGUGAAUACAAAUGCAAAGUUGGUCAGUUUGAGUGUAUGAACUUGAACAAGACUUACUGCGUGGAUAGCAAUGUGCUUUGUGACGGAAUGAGAGAUUGCAUCAACGGCGAGGAUGAGAUGAAUUGCACUUACACGUGCUCCGAAAACGAAUUCACCUGUGAUGAUGGAAAGUGUAUCCCGAGCACGUUCAAAUGUGACGGCAAUAUGGAUUGUGGUGUAGGAGACGAUUCUGACGAGAAAGAUUGUGGACCUCCUUGUCCCCGUGUUCGCAGCUUCCGGUGUGGCGCGGACAACGACAAAUGUCUACCGAUAUCACUCAAAUGUGACAAACAUGACGAUUGCGGGGAUGGAUCAGACGAAAUUGGAUGCAAUUGCACCUGUGAUAGCACCAAAUUCACCUGUAAUUCGUCAUGCGAGUGCAUAUUUCCCACACAACGUUGCGAUGGAACUUUGGAUUGCGGGGACGGUUCCGAUGAAGUGGAAUGUCCAUGUACCUUGAACGAAUUCACCUGUGACAACGAGAAGUGCAUCAACGGUACCCUCCGGUGUGAUGGAAAGUAUGACUGUUCUGACAACUCCGAUGAGAAGGACUGCCUCACUACCACCACAGCAACAGUUACAACAACAAUACCCUUGAGCACCACACCCACUUCUGUGACCCCAUGUGUGACUGAGGAGAUCAUGGCGAACCCUGCAGCUCUACCGUCAAGCAAAAUCUACAUCACCCCAACUCCUGUGAGUCCAUUCACUACCGAAAAUAUCCGGCCAGGAUCUUCCACUCCCCUGGAAGUAGACAGCAGUACCGUAACUAUCAGCGUAGAUCUUACCUCCACAGACAACCCCGAGGGCAACGUUAUAAAGAGUCUGAAUAUCCUCGGAGACGAUAGCAAUGUGGCGCAAAUCUCUGUCUCCUACAAAGCAACACCCACAUCGUCCUCAGAAGACUUUACAAGCUUUACUGGUAUCGGCCCGGUGACUUUCCCACAGAACUUUAAAGCGGCGGAAGUAGAAAUCACGUUCACAGAAAGAACUGAGGACAGCCAGCCUUACAAGAUAAAGCUCGAAAUCAUAGCCUGCGUACACGGUGUUACUCCAACACCCACUGUAACUACACCCACAACACCUUGCGUGGACGAGAUGCUGCAGACGACAACAUCCGUCAUGACUGUGACGACCACUGGUCUGCCUCCCGCUACUGUACCCACUGACGUGUUUUCGACCACUGGUGUUACGUCAGCACCAGGAUCGGUGGCCCCGGUUACAAUUCAAUUGACCUUUAAUACUCCACAACCUCCAAAGGUCACCGAUGUGGUUUUCACGGUAACCAAUGGAAAGGAUAUCUCGGUCAUAUUCACAGACGAAAACGGAACUCCCACCAAUCUGACACCAGUUGUAACCCCAGGUGGAAGGAUCAUUUUGGAUUUUAAUGGAAAACCAAGCAAUGGAAUAUUCAUAACAGUCACUCCGAAAUCGUCCACGGAGCCCGUGACGAUCAAAGAGGCGGAGGUGAAGGCUUGCACACAGCCAGCUACAACACCAACAACAGCAACUCCUUCCACGACAGCAACUGUUCCGACCCCCACCACAUCUGCUACAGCCCCGACAAGCACCACUGUACCCACCGUUACCACCUCCACUGCAACAGUUUCAACAACGCCAACUCCCUGUGUCGAUGUUAUGCUGACUCCGACAGACAGCUCCGUAAUGACUGUCUCUAGUUCGUCAUUCCCACAAACCGACUUGCCAGACCUGUUUACUUCCGUCGGAGUGAUAUCGACUACGUCAGGAAUAACGACCGAGUUUAUUGUGACCUUCACCACAGCCACCCAACCCAAGGUCACCACUGUCACCACGACAGUUACAAAUGCUCAGUCUGUGGAGUUUACACUGCUGGACGAAACCAACACUCCAGUUCAGACUCAGACUCAACCAGUAGCAAGUGUGACAGAAACACCGGUGAGUACCUCGUUUGAUGGUGUGCCAGGUACAAAAGUGAAAAUCGUCAUCACGAAAGCAGGAUCCGACACCCAACCGACAGUGAAAGAGACCUCCAUCCGGGCGUGUAUUGAGGUUUCAACUACGACUGUGCCAACACUACCUACAACCGCGACAUUCACGGAAACUACCCCCAUCAUCUCCACAACUCCGUCAGUGUCAACAGAGACUACUCCAAUUACAACCACAUACUGUCAGGAUAUCAUGGUAAAUGAAGCCAAUUCUGGUAUGGUAACAGUGACUAGUAGUGAAUAUACCAACCCCAAGGACAUGUUCACUGUAACAGGAACCACCGAAGAUGAAAAGCUGUCCCAAACUAGUGCUACCUUGACGUUUAGCAAUAAUGCUAAAAUCGGCGAAGUGAAACUGACUGUAACAAACGCAUACAAAACCAUUGUGGAGGUUUUCAGAGAGGAUGGCACGAAAGCAGAUACUAAAACGCUCACCUACACCGGCCAUUUGAUGACAAACUUUAAUGGAAUUGAGGGAAAAACUAUAGUAAUCCGAAUUUUAAAAUCUAUAACCGCAACUCCUUCAACAAUCUCCGCUGUCCAGAUCCAGGCAUGUACACAAGUUGUUACAACCACAACUGCUUCAACAACACCGUCAGUGACAACAGCAAGUGUGUCAACCAGCACUACAAUUUCCACUUCCACUCCGUCGGUGUCCACAGUGACUACUCCAAUUACAACCACAUACUGUCAGGAUAUCAUGGUAAAUGAAGCCAAUUCUGGUAUGGUAACAGUGACUAGUAGUGAAUAUCCCAACGCCAAGGACAUGUUCACAGUAACAGGAACCACCGAAGAUGAAAAGCUGUCUCAAACUAGUGCUACUUUAACGUUUAGCAAUAAUGCUAAAAUCGGCGAAGUGAAACUGACUGUAACAAACGCAUACAAAACCAUUGUGGAGGUUUUCAGAGAGGAUGGCACGAAAGCAGAUACUAAAACGCUCACCUACACCGGCCAUUUGAUGACAAACUUUAAUGGAAUUGAGGGAAAAACUAUAGUAAUCCGAAUUUUAAAAUCUAUAACCGCAACUCCUUCAACAAUCUCCGCUGUCCAGAUCCAGGCAUGUACACAAGUUGUUACAACCACAACUGCUUCAACAACACCGUCAGUGACAACAGCAAGUGUGUCAACCAGCACUACAAUUUCCACUUCCACUCCGUCGGUGUCCACAGUGACUACUCCAAUUACAACCACAUACUGUCAGGAUAUCAUGGUAAAUGAAGCCAAUUCUGGUAUGGUAACAGUGACUAGUAGUGAAUAUCCCAACGCCAAGGACAUGUUCACAGUAACAGGAACCACCGAAGAUGAAAAGCUGUCUCAAACUAGUGCUACUUUAACGUUUAGCAAUAAUGCUAAAAUCGGCGAAGUGAAACUGACUGUAACAAACGCAUACAAAACCAUUGUGGAGGUUUUCAGAGAGGAUGGCACGAAAGCAGAUACUAAAACGCUCACCUACACCGGCCAUUUGAUGACAAACUUUAAUGGAAUUGAGGGAAAAACUAUAGUAAUCCGAAUUUUAAAAUCUAUAACCGCAACUCCUUCAACAAUCUCCGCUGUCCAGAUCCAGGCAUGUACACAAGUUGUUACAACCACACCUGCCCCAACAACCAGUGUUGCAACACCAUCAGUCACUGAGUUGACGCCAAGUGCAACUAGCACAUUAACCACUAUUUGCACGGACGAGAUGUUGGCCGCUGGUACGAGUGUACUGUCUCCUAGCAGUGACGAUAUUCCCUCGGAAUCACUUGCAAACAUCUUCACCCCCACUGGUGGUAGUACCACCACAGACAACCCUAACCCCACAGUUGUAUUCACGUUAGACGAGAAUAAUCCUCCACAUGUGACUGAGGUCAGUGUGACAGUCACCAAUGCACAUGAAGUAACUGUGGAACUUCUGCUACCCAACGGAGACAAAACUACGAAGACACCAGUGUUGACUUCCGGUGGUGUGGGAACAGUGAAUUUCCUUGGAGAAGCUGGAACAAAGAUAACAGUGAAGAUAACGAAGACAGACACUACUCAGCCAGCAGGAGUGUCUGGUGUCACCGUAAAGGCCUGCACAGCGGUCACGACAACACUUCCUACGACAGUGGUCAGCACCACACCGUCCGUAACAGGACCUACAACGACACUAACUGGACCAACACCAUCAGUAACAGGACCAACUCCAACACCCAGUGCACCAACACCGUCCGUUUCUGGACCAACGCCAACACCCAGUGCACCUACAACUACUCUCACAACAAUUUGCACGGACGAGAUGUUGGCCGCUGGUACGAGUGUACUGUCUCCUAGCAGUGACGAUAUUCCCUCGGAAUCACUUGCAAACAUCUUCACCCCCACUGGUGGUAGUACCACCACAGACAACCCUAACCCCACAGUUGUAUUGACGUUAGACGAGAAUAAUCCUCCACGUGUGACCGAGGUCAGUGUGACGGUUACCAAUGCACAUGAAGUAACUGUGGAACUUCUGCUACCCAACGGAGACAAAACUACGAAGACACCAGUGUUGACUUCCGGUGGUGUGGGAACAGUGAAUUUCCUUGGAGAAGCUGGAACAAAGAUAACAGUGAAGAUAACGAAGACAGACACUACUCAGCCAGCAGGAGUGUCUGGUGUCACCGUAAAGGCCUGCACAGCGGUCACGACAACACUUCCUACGACAGUGGUCAGCACCACACCGUCCGUAACAGGACCUACAACGACACCAACUGGACCAACACCAUCAGUAACAGGACCAACUCCAACACCCAGUGCACCAACACCGUCCGUUUCUGGACCAACGCCAACACCCAGUGCACCUACAACUACUCUCACAACAAUUUGCACGGACGAGAUGUUGGCCGCUGGUACGAGUGUACUGUCUCCUAGCAGUGACGAUAUUCCCUCGGAAUCACUUGCAAACAUCUUCACCCCCACUGGUGGUAGUACCACCACAGACAACCCUAACCCCACAGUUGUAUUGACGUUAGACGAGAAUAAUCCUCCACGUGUGACCGAGGUCAGUGUGACGGUUACCAAUGCACAUGAAGUAACUGUGGAACUUCUGCUACCCAACGGAGACAAAACUACGAAGACACCAGUGUUGACUUCCGGUGGUGUGGGAACAGUGAAUUUCCUUGGAGAAGCUGGAACAAAGAUAACAGUGAAGAUAACGAAGACAGACACUACUCAGCCAGCAGGAGUGUCUGGUGUCACCGUAAAGGCCUGCACAGCGGUCACGACAACACUUCCUACGACAGUGGUCAGCACCACACCGUCCGUAACAGGACCUACAACGACACCAACUGGACCAACACCAUCAGUAACAGGACCAACUCCAACACCCAGUGCACCAACACCGUCCGUUUCUGGACCAACGCCAACACCCAGUGCACCUACAACUACUCUCACAACAAUUUGCACGGACGAGAUGUUGGCCGCUGGUACGAGUGUACUGUCUCCUAGCAGUGACGAUAUUCCCUCGGAAUCACUUGCAAACAUCUUCACCCCCACUGGUGGUAGUACCACCACAGACAACCCUAACCCCACAGUUGUAUUGACGUUAGACGAGAAUAAUCCUCCACGUGUGACCGAGGUCAGUGUGACGGUUACCAAUGCACAUGAAGUAACUGUGGAACUUCUGCUACCCAACGGAGACAAAACUACGAAGACACCAGUGUUGACUUCCGGUGGUGUGGGAACAGUGAAUUUCCUUGGAGAAGCUGGAACAAAGAUAACAGUGAAGAUAACGAAGACAGACACUACUCAGCCAGCAGGAGUGUCUGGUGUCACCGUAAAGGCCUGCACAGCGGUCACGACAACACUUCCUACGACAGUGGUCAGCACCACACCGUCCGUAACAGGACCUACAACGACACCAACUGGACCAACACCAUCAGUAACAGGACCAACUCCAACACCCAGUGCACCAACACCGUCCGUUUCUGGACCAACGCCAACACCCAGUGCACCUACAACUACUCUCACAACAAUUUGCACGGACGAGAUGUUGGCCGCUGGUACGAGUGUACUGUCUCCUAGCAGUGACGAUAUUCCCUCGGAAUCACUUGCAAACAUCUUCACCCCCACUGGUGGUAGUACCACCACAGACAACCCUAACCCCACAGUUGUAUUGACGUUAGACGAGAAUAAUCCUCCACGUGUGACCGAGGUCAGUGUGACGGUUACCAAUGCACAUGAAGUAACUGUGGAACUUCUGCUACCCAACGGAGACAAAACUACGAAGACACCAGUGUUGACUUCCGGUGGUGUGGGAACAGUGAAUUUCCUUGGAGAAGCUGGAACAAAGAUAACAGUGAAGAUAACGAAGACAGACACUACUCAGCCAGCAGGAGUGUCUGGUGUCACCGUAAAGGCCUGCACAGCGGUCACGACAACACUUCCUACGACAGUGGUCAGCACCACACCGUCCGUAACAGGACCUACAACGACACCAACUGGACCAACACCAUCAGUAACAGGACCAACUCCAACACCCAGUGCACCAACACCGUCCGUUUCUGGACCAACGCCAACACCCAGUGCACCUACAACUACUCUCACAACAAUUUGCACGGACGAGAUGUUGGCCGCUGGUACGAGUGUACUGUCUCCUAGCAGUGACGAUAUUCCCUCGGAAUCACUUGCAAACAUCUUCACCCCCACUGGUGGUAGUACCACCACAGACAACCCUAACCCCACAGUUGUAUUGACGUUAGACGAGAAUAAUCCUCCACGUGUGACCGAGGUCAGUGUGACGGUUACCAAUGCACAUGAAGUAACUGUGGAACUUCUGCUACCCAACGGAGACAAAACUACGAAGACACCAGUGUUGACUUCCGGUGGUGUGGGAACAGUGAAUUUCCUUGGAGAAGCUGGAACAAAGAUAACAGUGAAGAUAACGAAGACAGACACUACUCAGCCAGCAGGAGUGUCUGGUGUCACCGUAAAGGCCUGCACAGCGGUCACGACAACACUUCCUACGACAGUGGUCAGCACCACACCGUCCGUAACAGGACCUACAACGACACCAACUGGACCAACACCAUCAGUAACAGGACCAACUCCAACACCCAGUGCACCAACACCGUCCGUUUCUGGACCAACGCCAACACCCAGUGCACCUACAACUACUCUCACAACAAUUUGCACGGACGAGAUGUUGGCCGCUGGUACGAGUGUACUGUCUCCUAGCAGUGACGAUAUUCCCUCGGAAUCACUUGCAAACAUCUUCACCCCCACUGGUGGUAGUACCACCACAGACAACCCUAACCCCACAGUUGUAUUGACGUUAGACGAGAAUAAUCCUCCACGUGUGACCGAGGUCAGUGUGACGGUUACCAAUGCACAUGAAGUAACUGUGGAACUUCUGCUACCCAACGGAGACAAAACUACGAAGACACCAGUGUUGACUUCCGGUGGUGUGGGAACAGUGAAUUUCCUUGGAGAAGCUGGAACAAAGAUAACAGUGAAGAUAACGAAGACAGACACUACUCAGCCAGCAGGAGUGUCUGGUGUCACCGUAAAGGCCUGCACAGCGGUCACGACAACACUUCCUACGACAGUGGUCAGCACCACACCGUCCGUAACAGGACCUACAACGACACCAACUGGACCAACACCAUCAGUAACAGGACCAACUCCAACACCCAGUGCACCAACACCGUCCGUUUCUGGACCAACGCCAACACCCAGUGCACCUACAACUACUCUCACAACAAUUUGCACGGACGAGAUGUUGGCCGCUGGUACGAGUGUACUGUCUCCUAGCAGUGACGAUAUUCCCUCGGAAUCACUUGCAAACAUCUUCACCCCCACUGGUGGUAGUACCACCACAGACAACCCUAACCCCACAGUUGUAUUGACGUUAGACGAGAAUAAUCCUCCACGUGUGACCGAGGUCAGUGUGACGGUUACCAAUGCACAUGAAGUAACUGUGGAACUUCUGCUACCCAACGGAGACAAAACUACGAAGACACCAGUGUUGACUUCCGGUGGUGUGGGAACAGUGAAUUUCCUUGGAGAAGCUGGAACAAAGAUAACAGUGAAGAUAACGAAGACAGACACUACUCAGCCAGCAGGAGUGUCUGGUGUCACCGUAAAGGCCUGCACAGCGGUCACGACAACACUUCCUACGACAGUGGUCAGCACCACACCGUCCGUAACAGGACCUACAACGACACCAACUGGACCAACACCAUCAGUAACAGGACCAACUCCAACACCCAGUGCACCAACACCGUCCGUUUCUGGACCAACGCCAACACCCAGUGCACCUACAACUACUCUCACAACAAUUUGCACGGACGAGAUGUUGGCCGCUGGUACGAGUGUACUGUCUCCUAGCAGUGACGAUAUUCCCUCGGAAUCACUUGCAAACAUCUUCACCCCCACUGGUGGUAGUACCACCACAGACAACCCUAACCCCACAGUUGUAUUGACGUUAGACGAGAAUAAUCCUCCACGUGUGACCGAGGUCAGUGUGACGGUUACCAAUGCACAUGAAGUAACUGUGGAACUUCUGCUACCCAACGGAGACAAAACUACGAAGACACCAGUGUUGACUUCCGGUGGUGUGGGAACAGUGAAUUUCCUCGGAGAACCUGGAACAAAGAUAACAGUGAAGAUAACGAAGACAGACACUACUCUGCCAUCACGAGUGUCUGAUGUCACUGUAAAGGCCUGCACAGAGGUUACAAGCACAACCGAAACAACAGAAAAGCCAAAGGUUGUCACGACAACAGUAGUUACAACAACACCCGUUGUCACAACAACUGGUGUCACUGCAUCAUCAACCUCAACGACAGUGUGUGUCAAGCAUGAGGGGAUGGAGGAUUUUGCACAGAUCCCUUCCGCUAAUAUAGACUUUCCAAAUAAUGAUGUUCCAUCAUCGGAUGUUGACAAAGUGCGACCUGGAAGUGUUGAUGGUCCUCUUGCAAUAACACAAACUUCCCCUACUGAACCAAUAAUGAUUGUGGUCACUCUUCCCCCUAAUGGUGUAGAAGUUGGAGAAAUUAAAAUUAGCCCUGAUGACCUUCUACCUCAAAGUAAUGUCGGUCAGAGCAAUGUUGACUCUUUCACAGUGUCAUAUAAAAAGCCAGGAGAUACCACCCUAUAUCCACUGGACAGUGGCACAGAGUUCCCAGGAAGUGGGCCAGCUGAUCUGAGAAGUAAAUUGGCUACGGAACUAGUGAUAACAAUUAAGCCCAUUGAUUCAGCUUCAGAUGUAUUGCUGGUACUUUCCGUGAAAGCCUGUUUUGGAGCUCCACAAACAACGGUUGCUACUACUACAGGGGCGACAACUCCAGUAACCACCGUACUCCACGAGAGUCCGCCUACUCCUCCACAGUUCACAUUGCCAACACCUGGACAGACACCUUCCACAACAUUGACACCCAGUGGUACAACCACCACCCCAUCAUCUGUUCCAUCCACUCCUGCCACUAAAGUUUCCACUCCUUCAAUCACUACACCUUCCUCAAGGACUACAACCCAUUCGUUUACAACAUUGACUCCAUCCGGUACCCCAAGUAUCACACCUAGUGGCACCCCAAGCUUAACACCAACGCCUUCUGCAACACCAAGUAUUACACCCAGUGCAACACCUAGCAUAACGCCAACACCAAGUGUUACUCCAAGCGUGACUCCAUCUGUUACACCAAGCCUAACACCAACACCAUCUGGAACACCCGGUGUCACACCAAGUGCUACACCCACUGUCACUCCGAGUUUAACUCCAUCAGUUACUCCAAGUGUUACACCGAGUGGAACUCCUAGCAUUACACCAACACCGUCAAUAACACCUUCUGUUACACCAAGCGUGACUCCAUCAGUUACCCCUAGUGUCACACCAAGCGUGACUCCAUCUGUUACACAAAGUGUCACCCCAAGUGUGACACCUUCUGUUACAACAAGUGUCACUCCUAGCGUAACACCUACACCAUCAGUUACACCAAGUGUCACUCCAAGCGUAACUCCAUCAGUUACACCAAGUGUCACCCCAAGCGUAACUCCAUCUGUUACACCAAGCGUGACUCCAUCAGUUACACCAAGUGUGACCCCUUCUGUUACGCCAAGUGUCACUCCAAGCGUAACACCUACACCAUCGGUCACACCAAGUGUCACUCCUAGCGUAACGCCUACACCAUCGUUCACACCUAGUGUGACUCCAUCAGUUACACCAAGCGUUACUCCAUCGAUUACACCAAGCGUUACUCCAUCAGUAACACCAAGCGUGACUCCAUCGGUGACACCAAGCGUGACUCCAUCCGCAACACCAAGUGUCACCCCAAGUGGAACCCCUAGCGUAACACCUACACCAUCAGUUACACCUAGUGUGACUCCAUCAGUUACACCAAGCGUGACUCCAUCAGUUACACCAAGUGUUACCCCAAGUGUCACUCCAAGUGUAACGCCUACACCAUCCGUCACACCAAGUGUCACUCCAAGCGUGACUCCAUCAGUUACACCAAGCGUGACUCCAUCUGUUACACCAAGCGUGACUCCAUCAGUUACACCAAGUGUCACCCCAAGUGUAACUCCUAGUGUAACACCUACACCGUCGGUCACACCUAGUGUCACUCCAAGCGUAACGCCUACACCGUCGGUCACACCGAGUGUCACUCCAAGCCUGACUCCAUCAGUUACACCAAGCGUGACCCCAUCAGUUACACCAAGUGUCACCCCAAGUGUGACACCUACACCAAGUGUCACUCCUAGCGUAACACCUACACCAUCAGUCACACCAAGUGUCACUCCAAGCAUAACUCCAUCAGUUACACCAAGUGUCACCCCAAGCGUAACUCCAUCUGUUACACCAAGCGUGACUCCAUCAGUUACACCAAGUGUUACCCCAAGUGUCACUCCAAGUGUAACGCCUACACCAUCCGUCACACCAAGUGUCACUCCAAGCGUGACUCCAUCAGUUACACCAAGCGUGACUCCAUCUGUUACACCAAGCGUGACUCCAUCAGUUACACCAAGUGUCACCCCAAGUGUAACUCCUAGUGUAACACCUACACCGUCGGUCACACCUAGUGUCACUCCAAGCGUAACGCCUACACCGUCGGUCACACCGAGUGUCACUCCAAGCCUGACUCCAUCAGUUACACCAAGCGUGACCCCAUCAGUUACACCAAGUGUCACCCCAAGUGUGACACCUACACCAAGUGUCACUCCUAGCGUAACACCUACACCAUCAGUCACACCAAGUGUCACUCCAAGCAUAACUCCAUCAGUUACACCAAGUGUCACCCCAAGCGUAACUCCAUCUGUUACACCAAGCGUGACUCCAUCAGUUACACCAAGUGUCACCCCAAGUGUCACUCCUAGCGUAACACCUACACCGUCGGUCACACCUAGUGUCACUCCAAGCGUAACGCCUACACCAUCGGUCACACCAAGUGUCACUCCAAGCGUGACUCCAUCCGUUACACCAAGCGUGACUCCAUCAGUUACACCAAGUGUCACCCCAAGUGUGACACCUGUUACACCAAGUGUCACUCCAAGCGUAACUCCAUCAGUUACACCAAGUGUCACCCCAAGUGUUACUCCUAGCGUAACACCUACACCAUCACUUACACCAAGUGUCACUCCAAGCGUGACUCCAUCGGUUACACCAAGUGUCACCCCAAGCGUAACUCCAUCUGUAACACCAAGCGUGACUCCAUCAGUUACCCCAAGUGUGACUCCAUCAGUUACACCAAGUGUAACUCCAAGCGUAACACCUACUCCAUCGGUCACACCAAGUGUCACCCCAAGCGGAACGCCUACUCCAUCACUCACGCCAAGUGUCACUCCAAGCGUGACUCCAUCAGUUACACCAAGCGUGACUCCAUCAGUUACACCAAGUGUCACCCCAAGUGUAACUCCAUCGGUCACACCAAGUGUCACUCCAAGCGUAACACCUACACCAUCAGUCACACCAAGUGUCACUCCAAGCGUAACUCCAUCAGUUACACCAAGUGUCACCCCAAGUGGAACCCCUAGCGUAACACCUACCCCAUCAGUUACACCUAGUGUGACUCCCUCUGUUACACCAAGCGUGACUCCAUCCGUUACACCAAGCGUGACUCCAUCCGUUACACCAAGCGUCACUCCAUCUGUUACACCAAGCGUGACUCCAUCAGUUACACCAAGCGUGACUCCAUCUGUUACACCAAGCGUGACUCCAUCCGUUACACCAAGCGUGACUCCAUCGGUCACACCAAGUGUCACUCCAAGCGUAACGCCUACACCAUCAGUCACACCAAGUGUCACUCCUAGCGUAACACCUACACCAUCGGUCACACCAAGUGUCACUCCAAGCGUAACUCCAUCAGUUACACCAAGUGUCACCCCAAGUGGAACCCCUAGCGUAACACCUACACCAUCAGUUACACCUAGUGUGACUCCCUCUGUUACACCAAGCGUGACUCCAUCAGUUACACCAAGCGUGACUCCAUCAGUUACACCAAGCGUGACUCCAUCAGUUACACCAAGCGUGACUCCAUCAGUUACACCAAGCGUGACUCCAUCAGUUACACCAAGCGUGACUCCAUCAGUUACACCAAGCGUAACUCCAUCCGCUACACCAAGUGUGACCCCAAGUGGAACCCCUAGCGUAACACCUACACCAUCAGUUACACCUAGUGUGACUCCAUCAGUUACACCAAGCGUAACUCCAUCAGUUACCCCAAGCGUGACUCCAUCAGUUACACCAAGUGUCACCCCAAGUGUAACUCCUAGCGUAACACCUACUCCAUCGAUUACACCAAGUGUCACUCCAAGCGUGACUCCAUCAGUUACCCCAAGUGUGACUCCAUCCGUUACACCAAGUGUCACCCCAAGUGUAACUCCUAGCGUAACACCUACUCCAUCGAUUACACCAAGUUUCACUCCAAGCGUGACUCCAUCAGUUACCCCAAGUGUGACUCCAUCCGUUACACCAAGUGUCACCCCAAGUGUAACUCCUAGCGUAACACCUACUCCAUCGGUUACACCAAGCGUCACUCCAUCAGUUACCCCAAGCGUGACUACAUCCGUUACACCAAGUGUCACCCCAAGUGGAACCCCUAGCGUAACACCUACACCAUCAGUUACACCUAGUGUGACUCCAUCAGUUACACCAAGCGUGACUCCAUCCGUUACACCAAGUGUCACCCCAAGUGUAACUCCUAGCGUAACACCUACUCCAUCGAUUACACCAAGUGUCACUCCAAGCGUGACUCCAUCAGUUACACCAAGCGUGACUCCAUCUGUUACACCAAGCGUGACUCCAUCAGUUACACCAAGCGUGACUCCAUAUGUUACACCAAGCGUGACUCCAUCAGUUACACCAAGUGUAACUCCAUCGGUCACCCCAAGUGUCACUCCAAGCGUAACUCCAUCAGUUACACCAAGUGUCACCCCAAGUGGAACCCCUAGCGUAACACCUACCCCAUCAGUUACACCUAGUGUGACUCCCUCUGUUACACCAAGUGUGACUCCAUCCGUUACACCCAGCCUGACUCCAUCAGUUACACCAAGCGUGACUCCAUCCGUUACACCAAGCGUGACUCCAUCAGUUACACCAAGUGUCACCCCAAGUAUAACUCCAUCAGUAACACCAAGUGCCACUCCUAGCGUAACACCUACACCAUCGGUCACACCAAGUGUCACUCCAAACGUAACUCCAUCGGUUACACCAAGUGUUACCGCAAGUGGAACCCCUAGCGUAACACCUACGCCAUCGGUCACACCAAGCGUGACUCCCUCUGUUACACCAAGCGUGACUCCAUCAGUUACACCAAGCGUGACUCCAUCCGUUACACCAAGCGUGACUCCAUCACUUACACCAAGCGUAACUCCAUCAGUUACCCCAAGCGUGACUCCAUCCGUUACACCAAGUGUCACCCCAAGUGUAACUCCUAGCGUAACACCUACUCCAUCGGUUACACCAAGUGUCACUCCAAGCGUGACUCCAUCAGUUACACCAAGCGUGACUCCAUCUGUUACACCAAGCGUGACUCCAUCAGUUACACCGAGCGUGACUCCAUCUGUUACACCAAGCGUGACUCCAUCAGUUACACCAAGUGUCACCCCAAGUGUAACUCCAUCGGUCACCCCAAGUGUCACUCCAAGCGUAACGCCUACACCAUCGGUCACACCAAGUUUCACUCCAAGCGUAACUCCAUCAGUUACACCAAGUGUCACCCCAAGUGGAACCCCUAGCGUAACACCUACCCCUUCAGUUACACCUAGUGUGACUCCCUCUGUUACACCAAGCGUGACUCCAUCCGUUACACCAAGCGUGACUCCAUCCGUUACACCAAGCGUGACUCCAUCAGUUACACCAAGUGUCACCCCAAGUGUAACUCCUAGCGUAACACCUACACCGUCAGUCACACCUAGUGUCACUCCAAGCAUAACGCCUACACCAUCGGUUACACCAAGUAUCACCCCAAGUGCAACUCCAUCGGUCACACCAAGUGUCACUCCAAGCGUAACGCCUACACCAUCGGUCACACCAAGUGUCACUCCAAGCGUAACUCCAUCAAUUACACCAAGUGUCACCCCAAGUGGAACCCCUAGCGUAACACCUACACCAUCAGUUACACCUAGUUUGACUCCAUCCGUUACACCAAGCGUGACUCCAUCCGUUACACCAAGCGUGACUCCAUCAGUUACACCAAGUGUCACCACAAGUGUAACUCCAUCAGUCACACCAAGUGUCACUCCAAGCGUAACGCCUACACCAUCGGUCACACCAAGUGUCACUCCAAGCGUAACGCCUACACCAUCGGUCACACCAAGUGUCACUCCAAGCGUGACUCCCUCCGUUACACCAAGUGUCACCCCAAGUGGAACCCCUAGCAUAACACCUACACCAUCAGUUACACCUAGUGUGACUCCAUCAGUUACACCAAGCGUUACUCCAUCCGUUACACCAAGCGUAACUCCAUCAGUUACACCAAGCGUAACUCCAUCAGUUACCCCAAGCGUGACUCCAUCAGUUACCCCAAGCGUGACUCCAUCCGUUACACCAAGUGUCACCCCAAGUGUAACUCCUAGCGUAACACCUACUCCAUCGGUCACACCAAGUGUCACUCCAAGCGUGACUCCAUCAGUUACACCAAGCGUGACCCCAUCUGUUACACCAAGUGUGACUCCUUCCGUUACACCAAGCGUAACUCCAUCUGUUACACCAAGCGUGACUCCAUCAGUUACACCAAGCGUGACUCCAUCUGUUACACCAAGCGUGACUCCAUCAGUUACACCAAGUGUCACCCCAAGUGUAACUCCAUCGGUCACCCCAAGUGUCACUCCAAGCGUAACGCCUACACCAUCGGUCACACCAAGUGUCACUCCAAGUGUAACUCCAUCAGUUACACCAAGUGUCACCCCAAGUGGAACCCCUAGCGUAACACCUACCCCAUCAGUUACACCUAGUGUGACUCCCUCUGUUACACCAAGUGUGACUCCAUCAGUUACACCAAGCGUGACUCCAUCAGUUACACCCAGCCUCACUCCAUCAGUUACACCAAGCAUGACUCCAUCCGUUACACCAAGCGUGACUCCAUCAGUUACACCAAGUGUCACCCCAAGUGUAACUCCAUCAGUAACACCAAGUGCCACUCCUAGCGUAACACCUACACCAUCGGUCACACCAAGUGUCACUCCAAGCGUAACUCCAUCAGUUACACCAAGUGUCACCCCAAGUGGAACUCCUAGCGUAACACCUACACCAUCAGUUACACCAAGCGUGACUCCCUCUGUUACACCAAGCGUGACUCCAUCCGUUACACCAAGCGUGACUCCAUCAGUUACACCAAGUGUCACCCCAAGUGUAACUCCUAGCGUAACACCUACACCAUCGGUUACACCUAGUGUCACUCCAAGCGUAACGCCUACACCAUCGGUCACACCAAGUGUCACUCCAAGCGUAACUCCAUCAUUUACACCAAGUAUCACCACAAGUGGAACCCCUAGCGUAACACCUACACCAUCAGUCACACCUAGUGUGACUCCCUCUGUUACACCAAGCGUGACUCCAUCAGUUACACCAAGUGUGACUCCAUCCGUUACACCUAGCGUGACUCCAUCCGUUACUCCAAGCGUGACUCCAUCCGUUACACCAAGCGUGACUCCAUCCGUUACACCAAGCGUGACUCCAUCAGUUACACCAAGUGUCACCCCAAGUAUAACUCCAUCAGUCACACCAAGUGUCACUCCAAGCGUAACGCCUACACCAUCGGUCACACCAAGUGUCACUCCAAGCGUAACACCUACACCAUCGGGCACACCAAGCGUGACUCCAUCAUUUACACCAAGCGUGACUCCAUCCGUUACACCAAGCGUGACUCCAUCAGUUACACCAAGUGUCACUCCUACACCAUCGGUCACACCAAGUGUUACUCCAAGCGUAACUCCAUCUGUUACACCAAGUGUCACCCCAAGUGGAACCCCUAGCGUAACACCUACCCCAUCAGUUACACCCAGUGUGACUCCCUCUGUUACACCAAGCGUGACUCCAUCCGUUACACCAAGCGUGACUCCAUCCGUUACACCAAGCGUGACUCCAUCUGUUACACCAAGCGUGACUCCAUCCGUUACACCAAGCUUAACUCCAUCAGUUACACCAAGCGUGACUCCCUCUGUUACACCAAGCGUGACUCCAUCCGUUACACCAAGCGUGACUCCAUCAAUUACACCAAGUGUCACUCCAAGUGUAACUCCAUCGGUCACACCAAGUAUCACUCCUAGCAUAACUCCAUCUGUUACACCAAGUGUUACUCCAUCAGUUACACCAAGCAUAACUCCAUCAGUUACACCAAGUGUCACUCCUACACCAUCGGUCACACCAAGUGUUACUCCAAGCGUAACUCCAUCAGUUACACCAAGUGUCACCCCAAGUGGAACCCCUAGCGUAACACCUACACCAUCAGUUACACCCAGUGUGACUCCCUCUUUUACACCAAGCGUGACUCCAUCAGUUACACCAAGCGUGACUCCAUCAGUUACACCAAGCGUGACUCCGUCAGUUACACCAAGCGUGACUCCAUCAGUUACACCAAGUGUCACCCCAAGUGUAACUCCAUCGGUCACACCAAGUGUCACUCCAAGCGUAACGCCUACACCAUCAGUCACACCAAGUGUCACUCCAAGCGUAACUCCAUCAGUUACACCAAGUGUCACCCCAAGUGGAACUCCUAGCGUAACACCUACACCAUCAGUUACACCUAGUGUGACUCCAUCAGUUACACCAAGCGUGACUCCGUCAGUUACACCAAGUGUGACUCCAUCUGUUACACCAAGUGUUACCCCAAGUGGAACUCCUAGUGUAACACCAACACCUUCUGUUACUCCAAGUGUAACUCCAAGCGUGACCCCAUCAGUUACACCAAGUGUUACACCAAGCUUGACCCCAUCAGUUACACCAAGCGUGACUCCAUCUGUUACCCCAAGUGUGACUCCAUCUGUUACCCCAAGUGGUGGAACUCCUUCUGUAACUCCGAGUGUCACACCAUCUAGUACAACUAGUGUUACAACUUCAAGCACAGUGUGUGACUAUGUGGAUAUUGGAUCGGAAAGACCGAUGGAUUUUAUACUAACAUCACCCAGUGAAGAUCCUAGUUUCCCAGUGGUCAAUAUUCUUCAAUCGAAUGAUGUGUACAAACCAGCACAAGAGCUUACCUAUGAUGAGAACGUUGUCGUGAAGAUUGUUUCACAAGACACACCAACCAUAUUGAAGGUUACUUUCGUGAUUGAUGGAGCAGAUACAGUCGGUUUGGAAUAUUUGACAGAUUUCAAGCAAAAACCAGUCACGCAGAGUAACCAAACGAUAGAAUUUAUAUUUGGAACGGGAAUAAAUACAGACACUUUUACCAUCAACAUCAAGAGCAACUCUCCUAUUCAACCGGAAAUAUCCAAUUUAAUCGUUCGGACAUGUUAUACGCCAGUGUCAGCUCCAACUACGUCAGCUUCCACCACUCCAUCGGUGAGUAAUAUUUUGAUAAGGGGAUGGGGGCUCAAUCUUUAAUUAAAGAUGGUAAACUGAGUCUUUGUAUCAGUGAAAAGUUCUGUGAAA
Ostrea edulis (European flat oyster) is the source of this 22597-nucleotide messenger RNA. Its product is annotated as mucin-17-like. Gene Ontology annotation, molecular function: protein binding. The record is from RefSeq and is a predicted model, not a curated record. The transcript has 94 exons. The coding region runs from base 164 to 22549 and encodes 7461 amino acids. Lineage: Eukaryota; Metazoa; Mollusca; Bivalvia; Ostreida; Ostreidae.